Molecule: messenger RNA, 2215 nt
Organism: Geodia barretti
Lineage: Eukaryota; Metazoa; Porifera; Demospongiae; Tetractinellida; Geodiidae
Source: the annotation of a GenBank genome assembly
UAAACAUGACUCGUGGAGCAACUGGAGUUUCUACGUCGUUGGUAGCGUUUUUGUGCUGCUACGUCGAGCUAUGCGUGGGUAUGGAUUACACCCCUCUCGAGGGAGAUGCCAUGUACGAGUUUUCUUGGGCCGGCUCGUCCUCGGCGGCGCGCGCUGAAGACGUAGCAUUCCGGACAACAAUCACUGAAGAAAGUGAUCGCGUCACUCGGUUACUGGCCAAUGAGCUUCUUGCUCCGGGGUUCACUGACGAGGUCGUUGAGAUGGCAACGGCCCAGCAAGAGAAAUACACGUGUGUCCUUCCGAAAUCGGCGACUGCUGAGUUUGAAGAGGAGGAGGAAUUGGAGUCAAAGUACCUUACUCCGGAGUCUCUACUCCAGCCACUCCAGUUUCAAUGUCUCGAACUGAGCCAGGGUUAUUGGUCGUAUGAGCUGUGCCACGGACAAAUACUGAGGCAGUAUCACGAAGAGAAUACGGGAAAGAAAAUCUACGACAGUUUCGGAGAGCGUCAGGCCAAAAUCUUGAUGCUUGGUCUCGACGGCGCGGGCAAAACGACGGUCCUCUACAAGCUGAAACUGCACGAAGUAGUCAGCACCAUACCGACUAUUGGAUUCAACGUUGAGACGGUACAACCCGUGAAGCACGUGAGCUUCACCGUCUGGGACGUCGGCGGACAGGACAAGAUCAGGCCUCUGUGGAGACACUAUUUCCAAGGAUGUGAGGGGCUGGUCUUUAUCGUGGACAGCGUCGACACGAUGAGAUUUUCAGAGGCCCGAGACGAACUCACCUGGAUUCUGAACUCGGAUGAAAUGGCGGGGGUGCCCCUGGUCGUUCUGGCUAACAAGCAAGACCUCCCAAAAGCUCAGUCGCCAUCUGAAGUUGCGGCGAAGUUGGGUCUCCCGCAGGGGAUUAAAAUGGAUGAAUAUAUCCUGGGUAAAGCAAGGAAGUCAAGUUUGGGUGACACAAAUUCCGAGGAGAAGGAGGAGAGAGAGGACGGGGAGGAAGAGGGUGAAAAACGAAAGAUUCCAACGUGGCAUUUCAAUGGAUUUGACUAUCCCUACCACAAGGUGGAUAUGACGGGGGGAACCCCCUGCGAUCUCCGUGGUAACAAUCCCAGGAGUGUUAGCAUCCUGUACAUCUGUCAGACCGACGCCCAGACCUACGGCUCAUUAUUGCUGGUACAGGAGUCGACUGCAUGUCACUAUGUUGCAAUAGUUGGCUCCAAACAGCUCUGCCAGAACAAGGAUUACAGACUGAAAGAGCAACCAGUCUACACCAUCUCCUGCUACUCUCAAGGCAGCUCACCAAAAAAGCCUGGAAUUCUCAGAGAGCAAGAGUUUGACAUCAUCACCAUGACUACCAAGACACCAACCGUCUCAGACACUCCCAAAACCGUCUCAAAAGGAGGGACUCCAGGGUCAAAGGUGAGCAGCAGUGGGCCAAGUCUUGACGAAGCCAUCAUCCUCACUUUCCUCACCGGGGAAAUGUGCCUUCGUGGGGGCAGUGGAUGGUGGAUCCAUGAACUGUGUCUCAAGAAACAAGUGAAGCAAAUACAUCAGGAGGUUGAUAAUUCCGAGACGGAGGUCCUCCUGGGAGUCUGGAACGAGGACGACCACAUGGAAUGGUAUGAGAGAGAGGGACAGAAGAAACACACGGCCUCGAGCGUUACUCAUCUCUAUAAUGGAGGUGACGUGUGUGACAUUACUGGCAAGCCUCGUGUCUGCUACGUCAAAUUCAAGUGUUCGAGGAAGGGCAAGUCCCCCUCUCAGAUCUCACUCUACCUGACAGAGCAGAGCGUCUGUGUGUACACACUGACAGUGGAGGGGCAGUUCAUCUGCCCUCUACUGGAGACACUGGACGACCACGGUCUGUUCCAGGUACAACAUACCGCCUCGUCAUCACUGUUUAAUGAGGGGUUGCCCCUGGAUGAUCCCCGUUCUGAUGAGACUCACGACUCUGAGUCUGAGACCGGUACGGAAUCGGGACAGGAGGAAGAUUCUGUAAUUUCAAAGGAUUCAGAUCAGGUGGAAUGGGAACCAGAGCAGAUGGAAUGGGAAUCGGACCAGGUGGAACGGGAAUCAGACUCUGAUACAGACAAUCCACACUCGAGACAAAAGAAAGUCUAGUAUAUACCACACAUGAUUUAGUAUAAAUCAGAUCAUUUUUAUCAUAGACACCACUGGUAUUAUAUGAUGUAUGAUUAUGAUGUUCAUUGGAA